Bicyclus anynana (squinting bush brown) is the source of this 2373-nucleotide messenger RNA. Its product is annotated as myrosinase 1. Bases 133 to 1656 code for a protein of 507 amino acids. The transcript has 6 exons. The record is from RefSeq and is a predicted model, not a curated record. Gene Ontology annotation, biological process: carbohydrate metabolic process. Lineage: Eukaryota; Metazoa; Arthropoda; Insecta; Lepidoptera; Nymphalidae. Gene Ontology annotation, molecular function: beta-glucosidase activity.
AACAUUCGUCAGUUACGCCCAGAUGUGGAUACUCCUUUACUAAGAUUGCUAGCCGCGCUCGUGCAUCGUAUAUAAAUUAAAGCAUGACGUUUUCCUCGUUCAAAGGUCUACAAAGCAUCGAGCUCGACACUUAUGAAGCUGUUUGUUUUUAUAGGUUUGUCAGCAGUUUUCUGCAAUGCUGCUGAGUGGCAGGACCGACGGUUUCCUGAUGACUUCCUGUUCGGAGCUGCAACUGCCGCUUACCAGAUAGAAGGGGGAUGGAACGCUGAUGAUAAAGGCGAAAAUAUUUGGGAUCGUCUGACUCACACCAAUCCUGGCUUCAUCGCAGACCGAAGCAAUGGCGACAUCGCUGCCGACACAUACACUAACUAUAGAACAGAUGUGGAAAUGAUGAGACAACUCGGUUUGGACGCUUACCGUUUCUCAGUAUCCUGGUCGAGAAUCUUACCCGACGGUUUGUCCAACAAAGUUAGUUCAGCUGGCCUUGCUUUUUACAACAACUACAUCGAUGAAAUGGUGAAGUACAACAUUACGCCGAUGGUCACGUUGUACCAUUGGGACUUGCCCCAGAAGAUACAAGAUUUAGGCGGAUUCAUGAACCCCCUAUUCCACGAGUGGUUCGAGGAUUACGCUAGGAUCGUUUUCGAAAAUUUUGGUGACAGAGUCAAGCAUUGGAUCACGUUCAACGAACCUAGGGAAAUCUGUUACGAAGGCUACGGUUCUGAUACUAAAGCUCCUGUUCUAAAUAGAACUGAUAUUGGAACGUAUUAUUGCGCAAAGAAUCUAGUCAUAGCUCACGCGAAGGCUUAUUACGCAUAUGUGAAUGAUUUCAAGCCGAAACAGGGCGGCGUGUGUGGUAUUACAAUCAGCGUUAACUGGUUUGGACCUUUAGAUGAUACUGCAGAUGAUCUAUUGGCUGCUAAAAUCAAGAGACAAGUAGAGUGGGGUCUAUAUGCUGAGCCAAUUUUCUCUGAAAAUGGAGGAUUUCCCACAGAGCUCUCCGAAAUAGUUGCAAAGAAGAGUGCUGAACAAGGCUACAAGAAAUCCCGUAUACCAGAAUUUACUGAAGAAGAAAGGAAACUGGUGCAAGGCUCCUCCGAUUUCUUUGGAGUGAACCAUUAUUCUGCAACACUGGUGUCUGCUACUAAGCAUAAGCAGCUGUAUCCUGUACCCUCACUCCUGGAUGAUGCUGGAGUCGGGAUCUACCGUCCACCAGAAUGGCCGGAAUCAGCUUCGUCUUGGUUAGCGAUGGCCCCAAAAAGCAUGUACAACGCUCUAACUCACCUUAAGAAUAAAUACAACAACCCAACUAUUUACAUAACCGAGAACGGUUGGUCAGAAACUCCUCACGAUGGGAACUACAUCGAUGAUGGAAGGGUGCGGUACUUCAGAGCAGCGUUGAACGAUGCUUUAGACUCGUUGGAAGCUGGUGUCGACCUUCGAGGAUAUAUGGCAUGGAGUCUGAUGGAUAACUUUGAAUGGAAUCAAGGUUAUUUGGAACGUCUUGGUAUCUACGAAGUGAAUUUCGAAAGCGAAUCGAGAGAACGUCGGCCGAGGAAAUCCGCGUUUAUUUACAAGCAGAUAAUAAAGACAAGAGUGAUUGAUCCGAACUACGAGCCUGAGUCAUAUCACAUGUCGAUAGAUGAAGGACACUAAAUUUAGGACAUCUAUGAGAGAGAGGAAAAUAAAGAGACAAUAUUUUGAGACCGAUUUCACCACGUGAUAAGUGUCGGAUAACAUAUUCACAACCAGAGGCGUGUAUAGCUAACGCAGCGCCAGGGUCCAUUCAUCACUUAAGACCCUCUAGUACCUAAGCGUGCUGAGCACUGUUAAAAUGGAAUAUGUACUUACAAACAGCACUUCAACUUAACACAGCUGUCUGUGUAGCAAACUAAUUCCUUUGUGUUUGCUUAUUUUCAAAAGUAAACAACUAGCUGGGUACACUAGGUCUAGCAGUAGUAAAUUUUUAGAACUGUGAUAGUUUUAGUUUAGAUGUAAGUUAUGUAACACCCACUGUAAUUACACGGAUAAAAUGAACUUUAUGGAUGUAAAGGUUAACAAAACAAAAAUAACUGAAAACAACUUAAAAAAAAGUAUUCGAAAACAAAACAGUGGUGCUCGGGCGCCCCUGAGAUCGCGGCGCCCGGGUGCAACGCACCUCUUGCACUAUAGGUAAAGACGCCUCUGUUUGACGUUGUCUGUACCUAUCAUCAGUACAUAUAGAUAAAAUUUAAGUGUCUGUCUGUGAUUUUAAAUGACUGUGUUGAUGCGAUGCGUCCGAUACGUAAUCGUACGAUGCGGAUCUGUGAACUACCAUAAGAUAUACGUAAAAUCAUUUUUAUUUAGGUGAUAAAUAAAAUAUUAAGAUCUUUA